GUGAGAUCUUCCUGGCUUCCACGAGCCUUGGACCCUUGGUUUGGACUGCGUCCUCUCGCGAGGCUUCGAGUGGUGGAGUUGGGGGGAGAAAGAAUUUGAUAGAUCAGUGAGUUCACUCUUUUUGCUUUCGCUGAGCUUCCCAGAGGGAAGCCACCUUUUUUCGUGUCCACCAUGGCUGAUGAGAAAGAUGCCAACGGAGGUGCUUGGUCAAGAGUCCCGACAUGGGACGGCAGCCCGCAGACAUGGCGGCCUUUCCGCCGUGAGAUGGCGUGGUGGCUUGCAGGCCUUGACGUGCAGAGCACCAAGAAGUACAACUUGGCCGCCAGAUGGCUCUUGAGGCAGUCUGGCGUAGUCAGACAAAGAGGAGAAGAAUUCGACCCCUCCGAGCUCGAGUACAAAAGGGCAGUGAUGAUGCCAAACCCCGCCACAGGGGACGAUGAGGAGGCCGAAGUCCUUACGGCCGAACUUGAGGAGGCCGCAGCCUGCGGCUUGGAUCAGGAGACCUUGCAAGAGGUUGAAGACAGUGUGGAGGCCGCUGCCGAGGCCUUCUUGACGAUGAAGGAAGCUCGUUCAAAGCUUCAAGAGGUGAAGAAAGAUCGUGGCUAUGGAAAACCGGCUGCCGCUCCUUCGACCUCGGCUUCCCGUGUGAGCUUGAAGAAACAGUCGGACAAACACCCGUGCUACUGUGGUUUGCCCGGUCACUGGGCAGGGGAUCCAGAAUGCCAGAAGCCAGGACAGCAGCUGGGAAGAAAGAAGCCUCGAUCGCCCACCAAGCAGGUCAAGAUGGCCGAAGCUUUGAACACCGAGCAUGAAGAUGUCACGGUGGACAAUGAGGUGAUGGUGGAGGAUGAGAAUGAGACCUUUCGUUUUGGGAAUGGGGGGACUCAACAGAGCUUUCAACGAUGGCGUCUUCCAACUAUGAUCGGGGGAGAAGUGGUUUGCUUUUGGACAUCCGUGGUUCAAGUUCCUUCAUUGGGUUUGUUGUUGGGCCGGGACUUUUUGGAGGCAGUUGGGGCGGUCAUGAACUUCGGUCGCAAGUCGCUGCGCUGUGAGUUGUUGGACGACAAUUCGAUCAAGCUCAGCCAGCUCGCUGCAGGCCAUUACGCCUUGGGACUGCUGCCAAGCGCUUGGCCGAGCCUGGAACCUCAGCGUUGGAGGAGACUUGGACUGGACGGAGUCAUUGAGAUUCAAUUGAGCACCACUUCAUGGUUGAAGAAGCGUUUGAAUCAGUCUUUGCUUUGUCGCACGUGCUACUUGCGCUAUCUGCCAUUGCCCUAUCCUGCCACCGCAUCGGUCAAGUUUUGGGAGGAGGAGCAGGCCAAGUCCCAGGCCAAGGAUGGAAUCAUCUCCAAGAAGCAUCUCGCUCGGGCAAAGAAGGAGCAAAAGUUCACCUACCUGAACUUGAACGAAUGCGUUCAAUGGCGGAAUCGGAUGGGCUUGGAGACUUCCUUUUGCGAGGGCCCGAUCCUGAAGGGCAUUCAAUGCGGAAAGUCAGCUCGAGGAUUAGCCGAGAGACUCAAGAAAGCGGCCUUGGAAGAAGCAGAGGCCAAAGCCCGCGAAGCCCAUCAACGGGGAGAAGAAGAAGAACAAGCUCGGGCCCUGAUCGGACCUCGUGGAGGACUUCCGACUUUGCGAACAGACCUCAUCCGGCUGGCCGCACUUCUCAGAGUUCCGCUCGGCCCCAAGCGGCCCAUCGUCGAGAUUUUGAAGAACACCAAGCCGGCCGCCAAGCCUUCCGCCAAGGCGAAGAUGAAGGGCCUGAAGGUGGUGAAGCAAGAAGCAGCGUCCUCGUCACUGGGCAAGAGCAGCGAUCCCGGAGAAGAGAUGAUCACCAUGAGGCAAUACUGGGAGAUGCAAGCCCGUUUUCAGGUGACCCUGGACAACUUGGCGCUCGAGAUGCAGGAGCUUCGAGGAGGUCGACUACCAGAGCACAUGACCGACUUCACGACUGUGCUGACAGAGCCGGUGUGGAACCCAGUGUACAAAACCAGUCGUCGUCCUUCUCUUCAGGAUGCCGACAUGGAGGAACCCGAGAUGAUGACGGAGGAGGAAAUGAGGCAAGAGAGCGCUCACACCCUGGAGCAGGUCUGGGAAGCCAAGCUAGCAGCCCAGUACGGAGAAGACUACUACCUGCUGACGCAGGAGGAGAUGUCCGCGGUGCUGAUCCGUCAGAUUGAGUGA
Durusdinium trenchii is the source of this 2181-nucleotide messenger RNA. The record is from the annotation of a GenBank genome assembly. NCBI's taxonomy places the organism in Eukaryota, Dinophyceae, Suessiales, Symbiodiniaceae.